Molecule: messenger RNA, 392 nt
Organism: Loa loa (African eye worm)
Lineage: Eukaryota; Metazoa; Nematoda; Chromadorea; Rhabditida; Onchocercidae
Exons: 5
Source: RefSeq, a predicted model, not a curated record
GCGAACCGGAACGUUUCGUGCGUUCUUCAGAAUCAGUAGCAGGACAACAGUAUCCAAGGAGUGAGUCAACAUCACGAAUAGGUGGGAGUGGAAGAGGUACAAUACGUGAAAGUGGGUCACGUGAAUACACAGCUACCCGAACUACUCGUCAAGUGGUACUGCAGACGACUAUGAUGAAAAAGAAGCAUAUAGUCAAGAGGAUGAAAUUGAUGACGCCGUCUUUGACAGAACCACCUAAGGUAAGUUUGAGAGAAGCUGGAAAGAUACAUUGCCAUCUUUCUACACGACGUGAUUUUGAACCAACGGGAUAUGGACACGGUGGAAUGGAGCGAAGGCGUAAUGAAUUGUCCACUACGACCAGAUCACAUGAGACAACUGUACCUUAUAAUUGA